Molecule: messenger RNA, 438 nt
Organism: Lymnaea stagnalis (great pond snail)
Lineage: Eukaryota; Metazoa; Mollusca; Gastropoda; Lymnaeidae
Source: the annotation of a GenBank genome assembly
UACGCGUGCGCAGACUGCGGGAAGCGGUACAGCACCUCCAGCAAUCUGGCGCGGCACCGGCAAACGCACCGAAGCGUCUGCGAUAAGAAGGCCAGAAAGUGCCCGCACUGCGAAAAGGUGUACGUCUCGAUGCCGGCGUUCAGCAUGCACGUCCGGACCCACAACCAAGGCUGCGAGUGCCCGCACUGCGGGAAGAAGUUCAGUCGCCCGUGGCUGCUGCAGGGUCACAUCCGAACGCACACGGGAGAGAAGCCGUUCGGGUGUCCUCAGUGCGGGAAGUCGUUCGCGGACAAGUCCAACCUUCGGGCCCACAUCCAGACGCACUCCACGGACAAGCCUUACGUCUGCGGUCGGUGCGGCAAGGCCUUUGCGUUGAAGAGCUACCUGUACAAGCACGAGGAGUCGUCCUGCAUGAGGGGACAGAGAUUUAGGGAAUAG